Hyaloperonospora brassicae is the source of this 777-nucleotide messenger RNA. The record is from the annotation of a GenBank genome assembly. NCBI's taxonomy places the organism in Eukaryota, Oomycota, Peronosporomycetes, Peronosporales, Peronosporaceae.
AUGGUCCCAAAGCAAAAGACGGCGUCGGCCCGACGCGCGACGUCGUGUGCGUCCACUACUUCGCUGUCCGUCAUGGCCGGGUUCGUCCGCGUCGAGAUGGACGGCGAGAAGCAGCGCAAGCGCUCGCUCUCGGCCUCGUCGCCGUGCUCCGUGGCCACGUCCCAAGGCCGGGCAAGCGCCAAUCCCAAAGUGUUUUCGCGCUGGCUCUACGGCGUCCUGCGCGGCGACACGCUGCUGCUGUACUGGCGGCGGACCGACUACAAGCGCAAGACGCCGCCCUUGGACACGCUCGAGCUCGAGAUGCAGGCGGCGGCGGCCAACGAGAGCGUCUUUGGCUUUGACAACGAGUGUCUGUACGUGCGCGUGCGGGCGUCUGGCCGAGUCGUUGCGCUCCGCAUCCACGAGCGCAAAGAGAUUGUGCGGUGGGUGACGGCGCUCUAUUACAAGAGCAUCGAUAGUAGUGGUAGUACUGCUACGACUACUGCUACAAACAAAGGGAACGGUCGGACCGACGAGACACGAAAUUGGCCACAGCAGCAAUUACAGCGACACGCUGUGGGAUCGACGGCGCUCGGGACGCGUCGAAAGCGCGUGUCGUUUCAGGAGGAGCCGCAGGUGCACGUGCUGCCGGAGGAGCUGUACGACCGCGCCGAGUUGUUUUACUCGGAGACGGACUAUGAGCAGUUUCUGCUCGAGCGGCCGUCGCAACUGUCGAGUCUGAUGAGUGCUAUUUAUGCUAAGACAGCGGCCAAGCUGCGUGUAUCGAGGAAGCGAUGA